This is a messenger RNA of Rhopalosiphum maidis (corn leaf aphid), 805 nucleotides long. RefSeq names its product ATP synthase subunit s, mitochondrial-like. The record is from RefSeq and is a predicted model, not a curated record. The transcript is spliced from 4 exons. NCBI's taxonomy places the organism in Eukaryota, Metazoa, Arthropoda, Insecta, Hemiptera, Aphididae. The coding region runs from base 128 to 724 and encodes 198 amino acids.
ACAUAUGCUUAAUGAUUACAAACUUGUUUUUAACUUUUGUAAUUUGUCACUCGUCUGCUAGUUUCCUCUGACUGCUAUUUACGAUACUCAGAAUUAACAUUGUAUUGUUAAAUUGUGUUAGUUUGAGAUGAUUUUGAAAACUUUAAAAUCUCACUUUUUAAAAAAAAAUACAAUUGGAAUAAAUAAACGUUGCUUAUGGCAAUGGAUUGAUGACACAUUCAACCGUUUGGACGACGAUCGUAUCAAGGAAAUUGGCCCAAACUUGGCAUGUGCUGAGUGGCUUAUGAAAAAUGGUGCACAAGUCAGGUGGAAAGGUUGUAAAGAAUUUGUCAGCCAUUACAAUUGUUUACCUAGUAUAACAUCAUAUAACCGCGGACAAUUUCUGAUUGAACAAAUUUAUGCUGGAAAAGAAGCUUCAAUUUCACAUAUAGGAUUUUGUUAUUUUGAAAACUGUAAAAAUAUUUCUAAGAUUGAAUUUGUUGGAUGCAACACAAUUGAUAAUGAAGCAUUAAGUAAACUUAAUAUCUUAAAAGAUUACUUGACAAAUUUGAAAAUUAAUGGCUGUUUAAAUGUUUCUGACCAAGGAAUAAUGGCAUUGGAACAACUUCAGGCAUUAAAGUAUUUGGAAUUGAAAAAUUUACAAUUUUUAAUUGAACCAGAAGCUACAAUUCAUCAUUUGAAAACAAAGCUGCCUGAAUGCAAUAUACAAUAUUUUAAUGAAUGAUAACGAUAAAAAGAAACCAAUUCUACUUAACUAUUUUCACUUUUAUUAAUUAUCAUAUGACUGAUAUUUUACUGUGAAAUA